AAAACGAAAUAUAUGUGUAAAACUGUAAACUCUGAAGUGACUGGACUACUGUAGUGUGAUUUGUUAAAAAAAAUGUUCGUGUGUAUGUAGCGUGCGCUGAAAAAAUUAAAUUAUAUUCGAUUGAAGUAUUAUCGUUAAUACAACCACGAAUACAGAAUUGGUCAGUAAAACCGUACUAGGACCGACUUCAAAAUGAACCCAAACGAAAACGAAGAAGAUACCAAAUAUUGUUUCAACUGCCGAAGAAAUAUUCCACUCAUUAACCAUGUAAUGCACACUGCAUACUGUCACCGUAACCUGAAGCUUUGCAUGAAGUGUGAUGAACCGUUCCUAACUUCAGAUUAUGAAGAGCAUCAAAAAACCAUGCACUCGGUUAUUUUAUGCGAUGCCUGUUCUGAAAAACUAGAAGCAAUGGAUUUAGAAUCACAUAAAUUAAACGAUUGUCGUCACCGUAUGCAAACAUGUAACUAUUGUCAGAUUGAUGUAGAAGCUUGCUUGUUACCUGCACACACAGAUAUGUGCAGUAGUCGUACAGAACGCUGUAACAGUUGUGGACAAUUUAUCAUGCUUAAGUUUUUGGAUGUACAUCAGGAAACUCAUGAACGUAAAGAAUUACUUAAUGUAGUUGCUAAAUCAGUAAUAGACGACAGUCCAAGCAGUUUGGCAGCAUAUCCGCCAUUAAUAAAAAAAGUGCCAAACAUUGCAGUAACUGCAAGACCAACAACAAAAACUACUAGCAUGCCCACGUUGAGACUACACGAAUCAACCAUGACCAAUCACAGGGUAAUGCCACCAGUCAAACGCAACAACGAUCAACCUCAAAUUAAUACUCAUAGCAGCAAUGAUAACACGCACAAAGAUCCAAAGAAGAAUAUGCCUAUAGUAGACACGCCAAGCGAUAUAGAUGAUGAUGAUGAUGACGAAUUUCCUGUACUUGGUGCUUAUUCAAUUCCUAAUAACCAUUCUGCAAAUAUCAAUAACCAUUUAACAAAUGAAUACAACAAUUUUUCCGAUACACUUGAAAGUGUAAAACUACCAUGCGAGUUUUGCCUAGAAAUGAUUGAUUCUGAAAAUCUUGUUUUGCAUGAAACCGGAUGCCGUCCAGAUUUAGCAACAUUUCAUAAUGUUUUGCAAACAAAUAAUAAAAAUACCAACAGCGAGAAUAAUAUAUUUCCAAUACCACCUCAUGACUUAGACACCUCCAGCAGCAGUGGAGACAGUGAGCUCAAUUUAAAUACAUUGAGUUUAAGUUCUGAAGAUGAAGAUGAUAGUGAAAAAAUCAAUGUUGAGAAAUUGCCUUGCGAAUUCUGUGAAAAAUUAGUAUCCAUUAAGAAGUUUUUAAACCAUCAGUGGAGAUGUGAAAAAUUACAUUUGGAUUUACCUGUGAUAAAUAAUUUUGAUAAAGAUGUGUAUCCGCAACCUAUUAUAAAUACCAAUACAAAGUUCCCAAAAUCGGUAAACUUACUAGAAACUCAGCGUAAUCUAUUCAAAACAACAUCUGCUCCAGCUAAUCUAUCUGGAAGAACUUUAACAUUGAGGAACUCUGAAGCUAAUGCUCAAUCUCCAGCAUCAUCAACAUAUGACGCACAAACGAGACAGAUACUGCCACGGGUCAAACUAAAUAGACAAAAUCCAAGUCGACCAAACAUACCUAUGGAUAAUCGUUAUGUAAACAACUCUGCUCGGAACAACUAUGUACAGUUUAUAUCCAAUUCUAGAUUAAAUCAUUCAGAGCGGGCUUCCACAAUUAACAAUUCUCCUGCAUACCUAAACCCAUCUAGUGGUGCUAUACCGAAACAAAAAAAUAUGAAGCCAAGCAAUAACAGAAGAGUUAUAAAUGACUUAUCUAAGAAGAAACGUAGAGAUUCUGAUUCAUCAAGCGACUGAAUUACAUUCAGUAUCUUUUAUUUUAAUAACUUUAUUUUUAAGAAGACUAUAACUAGUGAAAUUUAUGUAACCUUAAGUUUUAAAAAGUUUUUUCAUCUUAAUAUUUUGCUUUUUUUAUAAGAAUAAAAAUGUUUUUAAUUUAAAUUUAAAAAAAAAUUUAAUUAUUUGCAUUUAUUAUAUUUUAAAUAAGGAUAUUAUCUUCUCAUAUCCAUGAGUUAACGUUUUUUUUUUUUGCUAUGUUAAAAAAUAUGAUAUUUGUAUUAUUAUUAUUAUUAUUAUUUAUUAUUUAUAUGACAAAUGUGAUAACUAUUAAAUAAGAAAUUGGAAAAUACAUAGAGAUCGGACAAACUACAAAAUAUACCAGAAUGUUUCCAUGAGGGUUGGCCAAAAGGCCACCAAGAAAGAACAAUAAAAAAAAUGAAUUGUAUAAUUUUGUUCCACAGUAACCGAACAAUUUGUACGAUAAAUAUAACUGAAAUACAUUACUGACACUCCGUGCAAUUGUAACCCUUCGUCCCUUAACACUGUAAAUUUGAUAAAUAAUAAUAAGAAACCUAUGGAUAAUACUACAAAAUACAAUGUAAUGUGAAAUCGCAAAAUAUCACGCCUGGUGCCAACGACUUCGGUCAAAUUUAAGUCUAUGAUUUAUCUAUAUCGAGUUGUAAAUGUUAUAUAUAAUUAAUAAUAAACAUACUAUACUUCAACAUUACUAA
Molecule: messenger RNA, 2600 nt
Organism: Metopolophium dirhodum (rose-grain aphid)
Lineage: Eukaryota; Metazoa; Arthropoda; Insecta; Hemiptera; Aphididae
Product: TRAF-type zinc finger domain-containing protein 1-like
Exons: 10
Coding region: 193-1887 (564 amino acids)
Source: RefSeq, a predicted model, not a curated record